Messenger RNA from Papilio polytes (common Mormon), 8233 nucleotides. RefSeq names its product la-related protein 1 (gene larp). The record is from RefSeq and is a predicted model, not a curated record. The coding region runs from base 432 to 4181 and encodes 1249 amino acids. Gene Ontology annotation, molecular function: RNA cap binding. Gene Ontology annotation, biological process: mRNA stabilization; positive regulation of translation. Gene Ontology annotation, cellular component: cytoplasmic stress granule; cytosol. The transcript is spliced from 28 exons. NCBI's taxonomy places the organism in Eukaryota, Metazoa, Arthropoda, Insecta, Lepidoptera, Papilionidae.
CACAGUUCUGCGAGUUCCGUAUGUGUUGCGGAAAAUACCCUUUUUGGGCGUCCGACCACAUGUGUGAAUUGUGAACAAAAUAUGGUUCAAUAGUGAUUUCCAGCACAAAGAAGCUUUAUUUGCAGUGUUUAGUAUACGGGAUCGAUAGGUACUGUGCGCCCGGAGCGUUGUGUGUCAUUGAAAAGUCUAAAAGAGCCGUCGGUAGUCUACCUUUUUGAUGUAAAUACGGCCCGAAUAGGUUCUGUCUGGUGCGUGUUACAAAGUCAGCGAAAAACUCUCGAUUUGUAGAACUCCAGUCUUUGUUAUUAGUUGUGUGCACCGCGGCUUUUCAAGUCGACCUUCACGCGAUUGAUUCGGGUCGCGUUUUACGGGAAAGUUCGCCUCGCUCCGUGGGUACAGCCCGCAGCAUGCCGUCGUGCUAAGUGGCAUGGAUGCGCGCUCGUGAUCGUCGGCCGGCGCGGAGCGCGCGCCCGAGCUUAUAUAACGAGGAUAGCGGCGGCAUGGCCGCGAGAGUGUCGGUCGAGGGCGCAGGGCCCUCGUACGCCUCGGUGCUGAACUUCAAAGGGGGGGAUAGUAAUAAGGAGAACAUAGAGACUUCCGAGGAGACGGUGGACGUGGUGCCGCGGCAGGAUGAGGAGGAAGAGGAGGGUUUCGUGCCUGUGAUGUCGCACGGGCGACGUCCAGGCAAGGGCCGGAAGGAGCGAGAGCGCAGAGGGCCGCCCCGGGCUCACAAGAACCCUCAGCCGCACACCGAGCCACAGCCUUCGCAGGAACAACAGCAGCAGUCUGCAGAGGAUCAGCCGAAGAAGUUUGUAGAGGCUCCUAUACCGAAGGUCAAUCCUUGGCAGGUUCGCGGAGGCAGCACAGGCGUGCCGCCGCCGGCGCCGCCUUCUCUUCUAGAAGAGAAGAGGACACCGUUACAGCCGCAGCAGCAGGGCAGGGUGCAGCCACCACCACCAGAACCAGUCGUGGCGCCGCCAGCCCCAAAGCCGACUGUCGUGAAGGCAACGAAAACUGUCAAGAUUAACCAAAAGGCUUCAGACUUCACGGAUAUCGGUGACUGGCCCACACUAGGCGCUGCUACCGGCGCCGCUCGCUGUCACUCCACGCCGCCCCCACAUGAUGCGGACUCUUCGCAUCAUAAUGGAAAUGCGGACCAGGAGAGGAAGCCUCCAGAGGAGCAGACAAAGACGGAGAAGGUGGAGAUUCAACACAACCACCAGCCCCAUAACGACAAACACCACGACAAAAUGGACAAGAACAAAACUGGCACAGGUGCAGGGAAAGGAAGCAGUAAAUCAGGCAAACACAAAUGGGUCCCUCUGGAUAUAGAUGUGAAAGCACCCAGACCUGGCAAGCAUGGUCCACUUCACUCGCACAGGAAUGAUAAUGAUACGGUAUCACUGAACGGUGAGGACCGAGGUCGUAUGGGUAACCGCGGUCGGGGCUCCACGAGGGGGCGCGGCGGGCGCAGGGCUACGCCCCGCCCCGCCUCCGCGCUGCCCCUCCCUCCGCACGCGCUCUACCACCACGAGUUCUCACACCCGGAUCUGCCGCAGCUGCGAGCUCAAGCUGGCGUGGCGCAGGGCCUGAUGCUGCACUACGGGGCGGUGCACGUCGCCCCCCUCGCCCAGGCCUUCUACUACAACGCCCCGCCCUACGGACUAGGCCUGGACCAUGCUACCCUCAAGGACCUUAUUAAGAAGCAAAUCGAGUACUACUUCAGUCCGGAUAAUUUGGCGCGUGAUUUCUUCCUGCGGCGCAAGAUGGCGGCGGACGGCACGAUACCAGUGACACUGAUCGCGUCAUUCCACCGCGUGCGCGCGCUCACAGCGGACGUGCAGCUGGUGCUGGACGCGAUCCGCGAUUCGGAUAAACUGCAGCUUAUUAACGGAUUUAAGGUCCGAACAGCAUUUGAACCGACGAAAUGGCCGAUUCUAGAUAUAACAAACUCUGACGAUACUGAAAGAAACGAUAAAAAUGAGAAACCAGAUGCAAACGAUACCGAUAAGGAUAAGGUGAACGACGUUGACAAGGAACAAAAUGAAAACAAAGAGGUUAAAGAAGUAAUAGAAGAAAGGGAGAAGAUAGAAGAAGCUCCCAGUAUAGAAGAGAAGGUGGAGAAAGUGGAGAAAGAGCCCGAAGUUGCUAAGCCGACUGUUGUCGAUACUGAAACGGAGUCGACUGUAACCAACGAAGAGAAACCUAAGGAUCAAGAUGAUGCUAAGAUAGAAGAAAAGGAACAAACGAUAGAGAAGACAGAAGAUACUGAACAGAAGGAGGUAGAAGAGAAAGAGAAGCAGAAUUCAGAAGAUCCUCCACUGCAGUCAGAGAAUGAGGAAAAGCCGGGAGAGAAAAAACGUAAGAAGCAAAUGGUGGGUAUAUUCCCAUUGGCUACAAUGGGGGGUCCGCUGGUGGCCCCCGUCUCUGGGUUACUUCGUGCUGUGCCCCCGCCGCCGCUGCCUAGGAUGUUUCGCACCGGGCGCGCCGCUCCCAGAGACCCUCUGAAUCCAGAUGUACCAGAGUUUGUGCCGCAAGCGAGACGAGCAGAAGAUGCAGAGAACAAACAAGAACAAGGAGACAAGCGUUCGGGCAACGGCAGCCCGGGACAGAGGACACACUCUGAUGUGUGGACCGAGGUGAAGCGCCGCACAAAGGCAGGCUCCCGUGAACGAUCAGGGACAAAUGCUCUCCCUGCUGAGGAGGAACCUCGUGAGGAGUUACACUUCCAGCUGGAUGAGGAACUGGAUCUGCCUCCUCCGAGACAUAAUACUUUUACUGAUGCUUGGUCUGAUGAGGAAUCAGAUUUAGAGUUCACGGACCGCGAUGUCGGUCGGCUGCUGAUAGUGACGCAGGCGGGCGCGCGCGCUCCCAAACAUGACGGACACGACCGCCAGGGGGACUGGACGUCGCGCACUAAGAUCACACAGGAUCUCGAACAGGUGAUCACAGACGGCUUGACUCGCUAUGAAGAAGAUCUCUGGAAUGAUUCCGAAUAUACUUCUUCGUGUGGCAGCGGCAGCCAGUACCGCACGGUGUCGCUCAUCAGCCGCUCGCAGUUCGAGGAGACGGUGCCCAGCAAGCGACACACCAACCCUAAGGAGCCCCCGCCGCCGCCGCCGCAGCCGCUGCAGCCCCCGCAGCACCCCCAGAUGGACCAAGAGCAGCCGGAUAAGAAGCGUCCUCGUCGUACCGCGAGGUUCUACGCCGCCAGUAAGGACCCGCACGCGACUGACGUCAUAAGCGGCCGCAAACACAAGACCCGACACAGCCUGAACCCUCCCGUGGAGCAUCAUGUCGGCUGGAUCAUGGAUGUGCGCGAGCACCGCGUACGCACACACAGCACCGGGUCGUCGUUGGGUACUUCCCCUACAUUGGGUUCGUCAUGUGGUUCAGUACCACAAGCGCUGCCGGCCUUCCAUCACCCCAGCCACGGUCUGCUGCGAGAGAACCACUUCACACAGCAGGCUUACCAUAAGUACCACUCCAGGUGCUUGAAAGAACGCAAGAAGUUGGGCAUCGGCCAGUCGCAGGAGAUGAACACUUUGUUCAGAUUCUGGUCCUUCUUCUUACGAGAUCAUUUCAACAGGACUAUGUACAAUGAAUUCAGGACGUUAGCGAACGAGGACGCGGCGGCAGGUUUCCGCUACGGGCUGGAGUGCCUCUUCCGCUUCUACUCGUACGGGCUGGAGCGCAAGUUCCGCCCCGAGCUCUACCAGCACUUCCAGCACGAGACUAUCGCUGAUUAUGAAAAUGGUCAGCUGUACGGUCUGGAGAAGUUCUGGGCGUUCCUGAAGUACUACAAGCACGCGGGCGCGCUCUGCGUCGACCCCAAACUGGACGGAUUCCUCGCUAAAUUCAAAUCUAUUGAAGAUUUCCGUGUUUUGGAGCCGCAGUUGAACGAGUUACUGGCGACCCGAGGUCCGCACGCGCCGGGCCGCGGCCCGCACGCGCGCCCCUACGACCGCACGCGCUCCGUCUCCGAGAGCGACCGCGUACACGCUAACGCUACUCCUAUAGCCACUUUCAGCCGCGGCGCCAGCGCGUCGGGCGCCGGCAGCCGCGGGCGCGCGGGCUCGUGCGGCGCGCAGAGUGUUGUCGCUAAUGCUAGGCCGAGGCCAGUGAACACGAAAUCCGACAACGCCCCAACUCAGAUGAAGUCGCUCGGGAAAACGCAUUGAUAAAUAAAUAUAUUGCAUUUUAUAUAUAAAUAUAGAUAUGAACUGAUAUUCUUAUAGUGCCCGGACGGUUUUGUUUGUUUUUAAUAUAAUAUAUAGUGUAGUCUGUAUGGUAGUCUGUAUGACUCGGUUACAAGAUAUCUGAUGGGGCACGGAUUGUACUACAGGAAAAACCUGGGUUAACUUCUAAGACAAUAAUAUAAGGCGAUAUUAAACGCCAUUUGACGUCAGUUUGUUCAGGCAAGUUUAAAACGCACUAGUAAUGAAUUUUUGUUUUCCCCUUUUUUUCUCUAAUUAUAAAUCUAGUAUUUAAUUCUUGAUGUAUUUGGUUUUCUUUUUGUGUAAGUUUCGUGCGAUUUGUGAGUUUCGAGGCCGUAAAGGAAUUGAAGUUAAAGGGAAAAGCUGUCUCAGCACAUAGAUGGCGCUGUAUCAAAAUCUUAAAGAUAUUCCAUCUCGCUCGCACGUGCUGGAUAGUUAUAUGCGUCCCGCUCGCACCGUCGGUCUCUAGUUCCGACAUAACUAUGUAUAGAUGUUGAUAUAUUUUGAAUUAGACGAAACGAUAUUAUUCGAGACAUUUUGAUGUGAAAUGAAGACUGUACCGAGUGUUUGGUAGAUUUUAAAUGGUUUUCCGCUGUUUAUAAGCUCUUAUGUAACGCUUUUAAGCAAAUAGUCAGAUGAAAUUAUCUGACCCGGUGAUAAUACAAAAAAUUAUUAGCACCCGACAUUGUUUUAAAUUGUCUUGUGUCGUAUUUUGUGACAACCGCAAUAGGACAAUCGGGUCAAAUAAAUUUUUCGUACUAUAAUAAGCUUACAAACGCACGGACAAGCAAUAUUUAAUAAGACUAUUCCUUGUAUGGCUUUUCACAUUGACUGCCAAAUAACUGUAGUAUACAUUGACACUUGUAUUAUUGUAUCAGAGAUUGAAAGUGUAUACAAGUGUCAACACAGCUCUAUAGUGACUUGCACACAAUGCUUAAAGAUCGUAGACUGGGAAAAAAACAUAUUACUGUCUUUUUCAUUCAAUAUGAUGAAAAGAGACAACAUUAUGUUUCAAAACAAGUGAUAGUAAAAGAUACACACAUUAAAGGCAUGUUUUUUUAAUAUUAUAUAGAACGAAGUUAAACGUGUCAAGAAAUUGUGAUGUUUUUUCUUCGUUUAGCUAAUUUUUCAAAAUAUCCACUCAUUAAUUUAACAGCACAAAUGCAAGAUGUAGGUGAUUUGAACGGAUUUUUUUAUAAAUGUCUACAUGUGGUGUUGCCAGUCCACGAUCUUUACGAAAUAUUAAGAUGUUUGAAGAUUUUAAUUAAGGUUUUAUGGUUGUAGCGUUUAGCGUAUUGUAUAAAACAGUAAAGGUGAUUUCUAAACUGUAGAAUACACUUUACAAUUGACACUUGUAUUACAUAUUUCAGUUUUAUGUCAGAGAAUUAAAAUGUAUACAAUAUGUAUACAAGUGUCACUUUUCUGCAAUUCUAACGUUAAAAUGUAUGAAUGAAAUGUUUAAUUACUAGAACUGAGGAAAAUAGUUGAUUUUGGUAAUAUUUGGUAAUACUCCUACCCUUUUAAAUGUUUUUCAUUCACAAUUUAUGUUAUAAAUGUACUUUUUGUGACUCCUUCAACAAUAUUAUAGCAAUUGUUUUUCUUGUUUUUUUUUAAUAAUUUAUCAACAAAUACCUGCUACGGAGUUUUGAUUGUAAAAAAACUUAUCAUGGUAACUUUUUAAUGCAUUUUUUUAAUAAAUGUAAUACGCUAAACGCAAAUCCAUUCGUUUUGACAUCACUAACUUGCUCAAUGGUAUAAUUUUAUGCAGAUUAAAAACGUACUGACAUGAGCAAAAUCGAUAUUCGAUACCAAUCGAGAAACAUCGAUAUCGAUUAAACGUAAUUAUAUAAUAAAAACUGUAUAUUGCACUAAAUAAUAAUAAUUAUAACUACGGAAAAAAAAACGAAAAAUUUAAGUGUGUGUUGAAAUGGUUCUUUUAUUUUCUUAGUAUGUAAGGAUGCUUUUUUAAUUAUAUAACGUGUUGCGACGCGUUUUUUCUACUAAAACUCCUAUAAUAGUUACUGAAUUCGCACAUUUUUAAUGGCAACACUGGGAAUGACGCGUCGCACGCGUUGCCUUAUUUCAUAACUUCUAGGUUAUAAAAACAUCUCUUGAUACAGCUAACGUCGCUUCUUUCACUUUGCGUGUAAAAAAUAGUUCCUAUUAUUAUUUUAAUAAAACAUUUAAUGGGUUUCGUGUAAUUGACACAGGAAUUGAUCAAUUUUAACAAAAUGAGAAAUUAACGCCGUGUAUUGAAGUCUACAAAUCGAUGUCGCGUUAAUCUUUGAAAUUUAAAUAAAACGAUAUAAGAACACAAUUAUUCAUAAAUAAUGAUUAAAUAAGAGGUUAUUUAGAAAAAAAAAACAUAAAUAAACUACUUAAAAUGUCCUUUUAUUUAGUCCCCUAGUUAUUUACCUAACAUUCCUAUCGAAAGAACCUCUUAGAAGUUGCAGAGAAUAUUAAUUGAUGAAAAUGUCAAAGAUUAGAUGUCUACAUCAUUUUAUGUAAAAUAGAUGAAAUAAUGUCUAGUAUACAUAAAAGCUAAAUACUUAUGGGAUGGGAAUAAGUAUGGGAAAGGACAAUAUUCUUUUUUCUCUACACUCAAGGUAGGUUCAUUCGCAUCCUUAUUGCAAUUGUCUAUGAUUUCUCUCUCAUAAAAAAAGCUUUUAAAAAAAUUAUUUUAUUGAUGAUUUCUGUGUCAAUAUAAAAAUCAGAUUUAGUAAUAUUUUGGACCGUCCCGUAUUGACAUAUUUAAUUUUAUACAGUUGAAAAAUGUUGAGUGUCUCUGAUCGUGUGACAAGGAAGCGAACGAGAGCUUGUUCUAGUACUGCUGCGUUGUUAUAUAAAAAAAAACUAAUACUCUACCAGUCUUUAUGUUACCGCGCACUAGGUUUUUGUCCUUAAAUAUGUAAAAAAAAAACUAAAAAUUAGAUUAACCUCUUCGAAAUUGUAUAUUCAGCCUUUAGUUGUAAAUAAAGUAAGUCGUUAGUCGAAAGUCAUUUCUAGAUCUCGGAAUAUAGAAAAAUUUCAUUUCUUUUACCAAUUCAGUCCAUUUUUCUCUUGUUAUUUGAUUUACAAAGUAAAUUAAGUAAGUUAAUAUGCUAAAUUCGUUUUCAUUUUAAUAUAAAUAAGGUUAUGAUUAAUUGUAACUUUGACAAGAUAUGUUUAGGCGGGAAAAAAAAUUAGAAAAGGCAAAUGCUUAUAACAUCGGACAUUUGUAAUGUCAUUUAGAUUUUUAUGGUAAUAAAAUAUGAAAUAUUUGUAUAUAACAUAGAUUUGAAUUGUAUAUGCUAAAUUAGCGUAGAAUUCAUUGUUAAUAAGUAAUAAAAAUUUUUGAUUGUUUGUUUUAGACAAAUAAAAAAAAAGGCAAAGGCUUGCAGCUAAUUUUGACAUUUAAAAAUGUUUCCUUUUCAUGUAAUACGCAGCAGUGCAAGAUAUGAAGAGGUAUUGUUAAGUUUUUUUAAGUUACGUCAUUUGUUGCAAUUUUUUUUUUUUCGAAAGUACGCCAAAGGAGUGACGAUAUUGUGCUAAAAGGAACGUAAUAUGUAGACUUACUGUAUAAAUUGAAAAAUGUAACAAAAAAAAUUACCUUGCUAUUAUUUUAUAAGUGGUGUAAAAAAUAUGGAAUGUGUAUUUUCCAAUUUACUUACAGUGUAUACUAGAUGAAUUGAAUAAGAGAUAUCUCUGUAAAAUCCCUUUAUAUUUGCUUAGUAUAUUCUGUAAGUUUUUGAUCAUUUUGAUUUUGGACUAUAAAAAUGAUUAUAAAAAAUUUGGUUGUUGUAAUAUAGUUCGAAGUAGUAUAAUGUAGGGAAUAAUAUAGGUGUACUUUUUGGAAUAAAAAUUAAGAAAAUAUGUUUUGUAAGCUUGCUGGGCGUCGGUCGGUUGCGUUGGUAAGUGUGAAAUAACGAGAGCUCGUGUCUCCCGAACCGAACUUCAGGUUUCGCUGUCGAUUCGACGCCAUUUAAGGCUGUAAGUUAUAUAUUAUAUACAUAUUAUAUUGAUUAAUAAAUUAAUAA